AUGGGUGACGCUAGCCUGGUCGUGUACAACGAAGAUGGCACACCGGAUCCCACCACUGUGAUCCCUUUGGUCGACGGUGGUACCGAAGGAUUCAAGGGCCAUGUACUGGUUGUGCUCUAUGGUCUAACAGGCUGUGUGGAGUGUUCAUUAGAUUUGUAUCCGCCCCAACUGAAUUUUCCUCUCUGCACUAUUGCCCACACGCCCCGUUUACCGGAACAUUGUGUGGAGUACAUACGGAUACUCUUGUGGCCGAAAGAACAACCCUUCGGAGUCAUAUCCAUUAUUGCUUACAAUUUGUGGAAUUCGGAUUUCUACCUUGCGUUGACCGCUUUUCUAAAAAGUAAAACGCUUGGCGAUGAACAUUUGCCGUAUGCGUUGCAUGAUAUUCCAGACGCCUUUCGGUUGUCCGAUUCAUGCGGUUGGCCAGAAGGAUUUCCACAAGCGAACAUUUCCGUCUUCGAUCCUUCUGCCACGGUUGAUUGUAUUUUCCGUCAUUACAAACUCACACGUACAAGUCCAUUGGCGAAUAUUGCUGUGAAUCAGGGUGUUGUUGUGGUGUUUCUCAGUUUAUAUGUCUUUUAUAUGAAACUGGAGUUGGUAACGACAUUCUUUAAGCUGGAACGACAUGAGGAAUUGUUUACUACUAUCUACAAUAACUCACGUCUUCGGACGCAUUGGUAUAACAGUUUCUCGAUGUUUUCACGAUGGCUGAAGAUUCCGAUCUCCUGGAUCGCUCAACUAAAGCACUCAGCUGUCGCUCGCACAACUGGUUACGUUAUCAAUCAGAUGUGCAUCAUUUCUGGCCAGAUGCUGUCAUCAUUUUUCAGUCAGUCGGCAAGUCUUGUUCCAUUCUUAAGACGAAUCGGCCGCCUUCUUACUGGACGAACAAUGUUCUGGGGUGAACAGCCCCAGAAGAAGCACUCCGUUCCUAAUCUCUCUCAACUGACUCCAUCCGACUCUGAGAUUUUUCACAGUAUGGACGAAUCGUCUUAUUCGUUGGUCCGGAAACCCUCGGAAUUCAAACAGUUACUCCAUGUUCCUCGUACUCCUACGUCUCCGCCGUCAUUCUUGUUGUGUAACCAAUCGUUUACAACCGGGCACUACCCAGUUCGUAGACGUCACUUCGUUCUCGACUGGCUCGGAUUGGACUACGAUAGACGAUUUGGUGUUCUGGAAGAAUUUAUCAGUUUAAAUUCUAGCCCCGUUUCAAACUCAUAG
Echinostoma caproni is the source of this 1218-nucleotide messenger RNA. The record is from the annotation of a GenBank genome assembly. NCBI's taxonomy places the organism in Eukaryota, Metazoa, Platyhelminthes, Trematoda, Plagiorchiida, Echinostomatidae.